GCUUUUCCGUGAGAAACACGUUUGUGCAUUUUCGCGUGCAGUUUUCCAUCGAAAAAAUGGGUUUCGCCAGCUUGUGGUACUCGCAUCCGCGUAAAUACGGACAGGGAUCGCGAUUCUGUCGUGCCUGCUCCAACAACCACGGAAUGAUCCGAAAGUACGGUCUCAACAUUUGCCGACAGUGCUUCCGCGAGUACGCGAAGGAUAUUGGUUUCAGGAAGCUGGAUUAAACCAGAGAAUAUUCUCAUCUUUCCACGCCUGUGGCAACAAGAAAGAUUUGCAACUUGUUGACAGUGAUGUGCGAGGAAAAAAUGUCCGCAAAUAAAUAACGUAAAAUCAAUCAA
Molecule: messenger RNA, 341 nt
Organism: Anopheles cruzii
Lineage: Eukaryota; Metazoa; Arthropoda; Insecta; Diptera; Culicidae
Gene: RpS29
Product: 40S ribosomal protein S29
Exons: 3
Coding region: 57-227 (56 amino acids)
Biological process (GO): translation
Cellular component (GO): ribosome; cytosolic small ribosomal subunit
Molecular function (GO): structural constituent of ribosome; zinc ion binding
Source: RefSeq, a predicted model, not a curated record